Molecule: messenger RNA, 2088 nt
Organism: Orbilia oligospora ATCC 24927
Lineage: Eukaryota; Fungi; Ascomycota; Orbiliomycetes; Orbiliales; Orbiliaceae
Exons: 6
Coding region: 1-2088 (695 amino acids)
Source: RefSeq, a predicted model, not a curated record
AUGUCGACGACAGAAGACGCCGACCCAGUCUCUACUCACGCCUCCAGUAUUAUCCCUCUCCCAGCCACAUCUCCUGCCCAAAAAUAUGGUUCUGCGAAUGCUCCAAGCGACAGUCAUGCUUUAGCGGCCGCUGACCAAGAUGUCAAAGGCGCUGCACAGUUCGAUCAUGAUCACAAAGAGGUCAAGGAUUUGGGGUGGAAUGAUCCUACUGACCAGAUUCCCAAGCCGUUGGUUGGGGGGUUGUCGAAUGAUGAUCUAUGGACAUUGAUUCGAAGAUUCAAUAAGCAAAUAUAUCAUGUCAAAGCAAUGCCACGGGCUCCGCCGGGCGGACUUGAUCUUAAUAUUGCAGAUGACGACGAGUUCUCGCCGGAUAAAUUUCGUUCGACAUUGGAAAGACUUUAUAUGACUGUUAUCGUUGGCGUCAUCGCCGGGUCCAAGCACAUUGCAAGACUGAGAUCCUGGAACGAAAGAAAACGAACGGGAGCCUUCUGUGCGGUGUAUUUCCUUGCAUGGUUGUUAGAUCUAGUGGUGCCUCUCCUCGUCGGAUUCUUGAUAACCUUGAUCGCAUUUCCGGAGUCCCGACGGUACUUGUUCCCACCAACACCACUGGCAUUGGUCGAUGCAUCAACAGGUAAAUUACAGGAGCCGCCGGCUGGAGUUCUAGCUUCGAAAGGGUCCCUCACGGGAGCCCCGGAAAAGCAUGAAGGUGAAGCUGUAGAACAGGAGGCCAGUAAUUUCGUCAGCAGUAUUGCAGCGAUUGGUAUCAACAGUGCUACUGGGCAGCAUCCUGAAAAUCCAAAGCAGGAUGAAGAAGGGACUAUUGAUACCAAGGUCCCUGACCCUUCCAGUGUAGCAAUUAAAGCCACAGAGGCUAAAGACAAAGCUGCUGGCGGGACGGGCAAGAAACAUGACAAGACAAAGGAGCCGAUGCAAAAUGCAAUGUGGUCGAAGAUGAGACCAGUAAUGCAUGGUAUUGAGAGUAUAUCGGAUACAUGGGAGCGAUUUGGAAAUGCACUGUCUCCAACACCACCAUUCCCACAAAAUGCACCACGGACUCGAUUAGCUGCAAUUCUAGUCCCAGUACUGCUGGGGUCCCUUUUUGUAAACUCAUACAUGAUCAUUAAAGGCACUGGCUUUGGAUUUGGAUUUACGUUCUUCGGUCAACCGGUCAUUGAUCGUGGUGUCAAACUUCUUAACAGGAAGUUCCCACAUUGGCAGAAACUCCUCGAACUCCGCAAACGCAGUACAAUUCUCAAAGGUAUCCCCACGAACGCCCAACUCGCUAUUACGCUCCUUCGAAUUGGCGAAGCCAACAAAGCUCCUAUCCCACCUCCACCACGUUCCGACUCCGCACCAUCUUCAGGUGCCAUAACUCCUCACUCCGAAUAUGAUCACGCAGAACUCUCCGAGGGCCUAGAUGCCACGCAGGAAGAACUUGCACGAGCAAUCCGUCCUUCGACCCCACCACAUGUAACCAAACCAGCAGCCGAGAAACCCGAGAAGAAGAAAACUUCCUCAAAAGUUCUAGGAUUUUUUAAGUCUACCACAAAAACUGGGGUUGCUACGGCUCUCAGCACGGAUAAGAUUAAAGCACAAGUCGGCAGUGAACAUGCUAAACAGCGGUUAGGCAUUCUACCUAAGGAAAAGGAGAUCCCACCCAUGGGGCCCGUAGACUUUCCGGCAAGAAUGCACGGAAAGAAAGGAUCGAUAUAUAUCACCACCUCUGCGGUAACUCCGUGCGUUUCUUUUGCGUUCAAAUCCAAGAGCGAUCAGGUCAAGGAAAUCAUGUCCUCAGACAACGGGGAGAAACAAACAGUAGCAACUACUAGUGGAGAAGCAUUAGAAGGUCCAGACCUUAAGCCGGUUUGGACUGUAGCUAUAAAUGAGAUUAAGGAAGUUAGAAAAUUGGGGGGGUUGGGAUGGAAAGGCAAGUUGAUCGUCGGAUGGGCAUUGGAAAAGACGGUGACGGAUGGAUUGGAAAUUAUUGAUCGGAGGGGGAAUAAAUAUGUGGCUACCGCUAUUACGUUGAGAGAGGAACUGUUCAAUCGGUUGGUUAGUAUGGGAAGACAGAAGUGGGAGUCCUGGUGA